AUGGAGCUUCGCAAGCCAGAUCUUUCUGGAAGAACCUGGCUGUUUCUGAGUAAGAGCUGUGCUAGACUCUUCUGGAAACAUAAUGCCCAGGCUCGCCUGAUGGUUAAGCCGAAAGAACUUAAGUGCUACACUUGGACAGUUUCUGAAAGAGUGAAGAAGUUGCCCAGAGCCCUGUCGCCGCGGCCGGCGCUGGGCGCGGCGCAGAGGAUAGUCGCCCCCCAGCUCAUCGUCAGGCCGCCUCAGCAGACCACCAUCCAGUUGCCUCCGGGCUUUACUAUCCCGCCUGGUAUGGUCUUGGUGCGCACGGACGCUGGACAGCUCGUCAUGGUGCCUCAGCAGGCUCUAGCACAGGCUCAAAUGCAGGCUCAAGUACAAACGCAAGGACAGGGUCCCACCAGCAUUUCACCUAGGCUUUCAGUGCCCACAAGUGGCCCAGUGUUUCGCCUAUCAACAGCUCAGCAGCCAACGUCUGUAGCCACAUCUACUGUCCGCCUAGGACUUCCAGUGCAAGCCAAAGUUGUUCAAUCAACUGCUACACCAGUUAGUGCUACUUCUGCUGCGACUCUUCCAGGUGGCUCUAUUCUUUCCCAUACCACGGUAUCAGUAGCUGCAACAAGCGCUCAGAGUUUAUUCAAGACAACUGUAGCAACGGGAACAUCAGCUUCUCAACAACCCACAGUAAUUACUGGUGGACAAACUCAAGCUUCAGCGCAGGCCCAGGGUCAGCCUCGGCUACCGCUUCCACCUCAUACAACAGCACAAGUACCAGCGCAGCCCCAGGUCAUACCAAGCUCUCCUGUACCCGGAACUACAGUAGUAUCACAGGAAAUGCAAGAGAAUGUGAAAAAAUGCAAAAACUUUUUAGCUACCCUUAUAAAACUUGCUUCUCAUAAUUCACCUUCUCCAGAAACAUCCCGUAAUGUGAAAGCUCUGGUUCAGGAUUUGUUGGAUGCAAAGAUUGAUCCAGAAGAAUUUACAGGCCGCCUUCAGUCAGAGCUCAAAUCAUCUCCUCAGCCAUAUCUUGUUCCUUUCCUUAAGAAAAGUCUACCUGCAUUGAGACAAUCUUUACUGAAUAGUCAACAUUCAGUUUUGCAAGGACAGCCGUCUCAGCAGUCACUUCAACAAACCAAGCUAUCACAAGUUAUACCUCAAUCUGCCUCUGGAAGUAUUUCCACUGUUGUCACAACGCAGACAAUAGGAAUAAGGCAACCAAACAACAUUUGCACGGUCUCUGUAUCAAAUACGGUGCAGCCUCCUCAGGUUAAGGUGGUACAGUCAAAUCAGAGUUCUCAGCUGCAGAUUAUCCAGUCAACAUCUGCUCAAACUGUGAAACGAAACCCUGCUUGCCAGACUACCCAGAUUAGGAUGCCAGUGGUAAUAACUCAGACCAUUAGACCACAAGGCACAGUAGGGAAGGCACCAACAAUACAAGCCAGCAAAAGUCCUGGGGGCUUUGGUGUUCAGGUCUCUGCAAAUCAGAAAAACAAGCUGAAUGACCCUGGAGAGAAGAGAGGAUCUCCAUUGCUUAAUGUGUUCUUCAUGGGGUUACUUAGGCAGCAGAGGUUGGGGCAGUCUUUGGGUUUCUGUAGUGGCCAGGUACUGCAAAGGUUCAACCCGGUAGCAUUGAUGUAUUGA
Molecule: messenger RNA, 1635 nt
Organism: Struthio camelus australis
Lineage: Eukaryota; Metazoa; Chordata; Aves; Struthioniformes; Struthionidae
Source: RefSeq, a predicted model, not a curated record